AUGUCCUCGUCCACUUGUCGCCGCGUCCGUGCUGUGGCCAUGAUCCUGGACGACGUGCUGUACGACCACUCGACGCUCUUGUCCCACUUGGCAGUCGACCGCGGCCUCGCGCAAUUGCAAAGCGAAGGCGCGUUUCCGACCGCCACAGCUGCAGUCCAAGCGCUCGAGACGUUCCGCAAGACGUUCGGCCUCCGCGAACGCUUUCCCCGUUUCGUCGACAGUCUCGUCCACGGCUUCCAAGCGAAACUCUCAACAACGCAAGCGCAACGAGUCAUUGCGGCUUACUACGAGAGCAGCGUCUUGGACGCCCGUGAGAUCCAGCCGUUCCCAGGCGUCCGGGAGACGCUCGUGGAAUUGCAAAAUGGAGGCGCUCGUUCCCUGGCGCUGCUGCUCAUUGGCAAGCCAGAGGUGCAGCAGGCACGUCUUCGAGCGUUGCAAGUUGACGACCUCUUUCAAGAAAUCGUGCAUGUGGAAUCGAACCCGAGCUUGACUCAAGUCACGAGUGCCAUGACGCAGCUGGUGCGUCAACUGGACGUUCCGUCAUCGGCCGUUCUGUUCGUAGGACGCAAAGUGUUCUACGAGAUUAAGGCUGCAAAGGCUGUUGGAAUGCUCACAGUGCGCAUGUUGUUUGGCAAGUACAUGAGCGUCAUGCCGACGGACGAGAUGGAGCAACCAAACUUUCAAAUUGAGUCGAUUGCGCAGCUGAUAGCUGUCGUCAAGCUGGCAGACCAGCAGAUGCUGCAGCCCAAGAUCGUGGCUAUUGGAGGUGGUACGGGACUCGCAGUGCUGCUCAAGGAGCUGCGUCACUAUCCAGCUGACCUUACAGCCGUCGUCACAGUGUUUGACUCGGGUCGCCAUUCUGGUGCCCUUCGCAAAAAUUUGGGCAUUUUGCCACCUGGAGACAUUCGCAACUGUCUAGUGGCGUUGUCCGACUCUGAUGAGCUCUUGAGCAAACUGAUGAACUACCGUUUUCGUGAAAACUUCAUGGACGGUUGUAGCUUGGGCAACCUGCUACUGGCAGCGUUGACCGACCUGCAAGGUGGGUUCGACCGUGCCAUCUCGUCAAUCGCUGAUAUCCUCAACAUCCAUGGUACCGUGCUGCCGGCCACACUCGAAAGCACGGAGCUGUGUGCCGAGCUCAUGGACGGAUCCACGGCCGUUUCAGAAGUCAAUGUGCGCAGCCCGUUCAUGCGUUAUGCAGAGGUCGAGCCUCAACCAGAUUCCAAUUCUUCACUUAGUUGUGCAACUGGAGAUUCGCCAUCGACGCCUUCUGAGCCUCGAUACUCAAAGGUGACGAAGAUCAAGAAAGCGCCAAUCAAACGUGUGUAUCUCGAGAAUCCGAGCGUGCAAGCUUUUCAGCCUGCCGUGCGUGCCAUACAGGAGGCCGACAUCAUCAUCCUGAGUCCCGGAGGUUUCUACACAUCGAUCAUUGCCACGCUUUUGGUGCCAGGAAUUCGUGAUUCCAUCGCACACAGCUCGGGUGCAGUUGUCUACGUGAGCAAUAUAACUACGCAGAAUGGUCAGACUGACGGCUACACGCUAGAAAAAACACUGGAGGUGCUUUCGACUUACCUAGGAGCAAACGUUGUCGACUACGUGAUUGCAAACAACGCUUUUCCACCCGAAGAUGUUCUUGCGCCGUACCUUGAGCGCGGAGAGGAAUUGUUGCUGCCAACGCCCGAAAUGGCGGCUCGUGAGCAUCCUGUUUUGCUUCAAGGCCGAACGUUUCAAGACGAUCUUGUUGUGGGGCAAGUGCCUCGCGAAUGGAAAAAGGCACCUAUGCUGAAGCACAGCGGUCGUCGCGUAGCUGCCAUUCUUUAUACUAUAAUGGACAAGGAAUUGGCACGCCAUCAUCAAUGUCAGCAACUGCCACCUGUUGUUCCCAGUACAGCUCCGGCGAAUGUGCCACAUCGGGUGAGCUCAUGGAUGUCACCUUUCACAGCUUCUAUAACGAUCUUUGGAAUUCUAGGAGCCACCACGUUCUUAGCAUCCGUGCUCGGUCGUAGGUAA
Peronospora matthiolae is the source of this 2010-nucleotide messenger RNA. The record is from the annotation of a GenBank genome assembly. NCBI's taxonomy places the organism in Eukaryota, Oomycota, Peronosporomycetes, Peronosporales, Peronosporaceae.